Messenger RNA from Meloidogyne enterolobii, 1101 nucleotides. Lineage: Eukaryota; Metazoa; Nematoda; Chromadorea; Rhabditida; Meloidogynidae. The record is from the annotation of a GenBank genome assembly.
UUUGUUUUCUUUAACUUAAGUCACGCCGGUUGUUUUUUAAAUUACCCGAUUUUUGAGUUAGGGAAGGCUUUUUCUACAAGUAUUUUUCCUCCAUUUUCUCGCUUUUUACAGCUAAUUUUGUUUUUUGGUUACUAUGACUACAUCAUCUUUAAAGAAUUUUUCUUCCAUUUUUCUCGCAUUUGCUUCUAGAAAAAUUCUCUGUUUAAUUUUUAUUGACAAAAAAUGAAUGUAAAUACAAGCAGUAAAUGGACAAGAGCUUUAUGGGAACCUGCAGCAAAUAUACAAACAAGUAAAGAUUUUGUAGUUUUGAGUGACCUGCAAGGAAGAGGCGAUUAUCAACUAAUUCUUGUAGAUGAGUCUUCUCUACCGUUCAAAUUAAAAUUGUUUAAAGGGUUGAAACCAAUUGUUGAAUCUGCCCUAGCUGAAUGCCCAACAGGAAUUGUUGGAUUUGCUUGUGAUUCGGGCAAUUCAGAUUCAACAUGUUUAGCUGUUGCUUGUGGUUCUAGCCUUCUCAUCUACAGAAAUAUGAAACCAUAUUAUCGUUAUAAUGUACCUCAAAGGGAUAUUUUGACACCUGAAAUGGAAUUGUGGGGGCUUUUAAUUAAAUCUCAAAUUCAGAAAGGACAGUUAUUGGAAGGAUUAAAGCAACUUCAACAGCAACAUUCAAUUUCUGAAUUAAGCCAUCAAAGUCAACGUUUAUUAACUUUUGAGGAAGACAAUUCAGUUGAAAAUAUUCAAGAAAUUCAAAAUUUAUUUAUUGACUUUGUUUUGAAGAAUAAUAGUAAAGAAAUUAAAGAAAAUGAAAAUUAUGGAAAUGUUGAAAAUUUGGUUAAUCCCAUACCUCCACCCUUAACUAAUAUAUUAAUUACUUGUAUUUGUACAAUUCCAAGGAAUCAGUCAGUUAAUUCUGCUGUGGUUUGAUUUUUUAAUUUUUUUUUCGAAAUUGGUGGGGUAAUUGUGUUGUUCUUCUCCUUUCCUUUUUUUGAAAUUUAUUUUUGGGUUCCCUUUAGAAUUUAUUUUUGGGUUAUCUUUGGGUUCCCUUUAUAUUCUGACAAUGAAGCAUAUUUUUUUGAUUUGAUUCCCUACGUUAACCGUGUCAGG